Messenger RNA from Klebsormidium nitens, 717 nucleotides. The record is from the annotation of a GenBank genome assembly. Lineage: Eukaryota; Viridiplantae; Streptophyta; Klebsormidiophyceae; Klebsormidiales; Klebsormidiaceae.
AUGGCCAUCGGUUCAAAGGUAGUGCUUCUGUUUGCUGCGCUUCUCUGCAUCGGGCAUGCGUCAGCAGUCGCUUUGGACUACACAGAGGUCCGAAAAGAACUGGUGGAGUUCUCGAACGCCACCACGCAAGUCGUCCCGGGAUUCAACUUCGGUGACCAAUCAUACUUCAGGUUUAUUUCUCAGGAUUCUCCCGCCCAGACAAACUUGAAAACCUCCAAUCACACGUUCUCCUCGGCCACGAACAUUCUCCAGGACAUCCACACCCGAGAGGAGGUGGGCGUGAGCAUCGGCAUCUGCGAAGAGACGACCGCGCUCAAUCUGGCGACAGGCUUCUACGAGCUUUUCUGCUCCUUCACCUUCGUGUUUGCGGACGGAACGAUUGCGCUGCAGGGCCAGUUCCUGUCGACCCCCAACGACAUCGCGAUCGUGGGCGGAACCAGAGCCUACACCGGAGCCACCGGAAUCGCCCACGAAAACACGAUCGCCGCCAAUCCGCUCACCGGAGAGUUCACGAUUGGAUACAACCUUCGGUUUUACGUACUGCCCAAGUUCACUCUGCCUGACCUCUUCCUGGACGUGGGGGUUCCGCCGGUCAACGGCGCGUGUAACCCAAACUCCGCAAACCCGAACCAGUGCUUCAGCGCUGCCGGUAGCGACUCGAUUUGCUGCCAGGGCCAAUGCCCCGCCCAACCUGGGGUCAGUCCGGCGUGCGCGUGA